AUGUUCGCUCACUGUCGAUCGCCGAUAUGGCGUGUCGAUGACAUAUCAAAUUGCGUCCAGAGAGAUUAUCUCAAAGUUCUCUUCCCUCUAAUAGCUAUUGGCAUUUCGUCACUACUUCUUAUAUUACAAGCAGUCCUACGAAAUGUCAAAUUAAAACGCAAUGCGGGCUACAAAUCCCUUCCCAAUGGAUCGAGCGCGGCCAACGGGCCCUCCGGAACCGAGAACGGCCGCCCGACUGUCCCUGGAUAUGCCAAUGGCUCACCGACACCAGACGAGGUGAUGGAAGAGGAAGAGGAAGAGGAUGAUGUAUUGACCAUGGGUGGGGGCCGAUUGGUAUUGACAAAAACCACCACCAGAGGAUCCGUCGCGGCGGUCGAUAGCCCUCGAGGCCAAUACACGAUACUAGUUGUGGAGCUUCUAGCAAUAGUUGCAAUUGUUUCCAUCAACGUGGUAGCCCUGGUUAUUCGUGCAUACGGUCCGAAGGGGACUCCAGCAACGGUGGCAGGAAUAGCUACAUGGGUAUACAUCUUGAUACUGGCAAGUUCGAGGCUGUUGCUGUCUAGAACCCGGUGGAGGAUCCCGAGGGUAUGGAAUCACACCGCGGCGCUUUAUACGGUCCUCUGGCUCUGCUCCAUAAUUUCCUUCCGCUCCGCCAUCAUCCAUCCUCGAUCAGGAGCUGCUCAAGCUUUGGUCAUGUCCGAGUUUGCUCUGACCACAUUGGUCUUUUCCAUUGCCAUCGGCACUCGGAAGGGUAAUAAAACCGUUGUAUUGGAAUGGGAAGACGGUAUCGAGCCUUCCAGGGAGCCCCUCGCAAGUUUGUUUUCUAUCGCUACGUUCUCGUGGGUUGAUUCAAUCGUCUGGCAAGGAUACCGGAAAACAUUCGAGCUACCAGAUGUGUGGAACCUUGUACCCAAAGAAAAAGCCGCAGCAGUUAUUGCAGAUUAUCGACAAUUGUCAAAGACGGCUGCGCUGACAUGGCAUCUCAUGCGCUACUUCCGAGGAGUACUUGUAGUCCAAUGUUCGUACGCCGUGGUCGGUGGUAUUUUUACCUUCGCCCCGACGCUUCUCCUGAAGUCCAUUCUGGAAUACAUUGAGGAUCCUGAGAGCGCGCCUCGAAAUGUUAUCUGGCUCUUUGUCAUCAUGCUUUCAUUUACAGAUAUUCUUCGUUCGUUGGCAGACCAACAGGCUCUCUGGAUAGGCAGGAAGAUCUCUGUCAAACUACGAGCCAUCAUGGUUGGCGAAAUCUACGCAAAGGCUCUACGGCGGAAAGCCGCAGCUGGAAGCGACACACUUCUAGGAGACAAGAAAGAUAAGGCAGACGCUGCCAAGGAUGGCAUGUUCAAGAAGCUAUUGGGUCUUGGUAAGAAGAAAGCUACCAGUAAACCAGAUUCAGACCCCACAGUCAAAGAUCCCACGGCAGUAAGAGGCGCUGAUGAGCAGGUCAACGUGGGAACAAUUAUCAAUCUUAUGUCUGUUGACUCCUUCAAAGUCAGCGAGAUCACGGCAUAUUUGCACUUCCUUUUUGCGGCCGGUCCAACCCAGUUGAUAGUGUGCAUCUACCUCCUCUACCGAAUCCUUGGUCUCAGCAGCAUUCCUGGACUGGUGAUUAUGUUUAUUCUUCUGCCUAUCAAUAUCGCCAUUGCACGAGGCUUUGGCGCUUUCCAAAAGAAGAUUAUGGCAGCGACGGAUAAGCGGAUUCAUACGACCAACGAAGUCCUCCAAAAUAUUCGAAUCAUUAAGUUCUUUGCAUGGGAGCACCGCUUCAGCAACAUUGUCAAUGACAAGCGUGCCGUCGAGUUGAAAUCCCUACGGUCAAAAUACAUACUCUGGGCCUUUGCGGUUGCUGUGUGGAACACAGCUCCCGUGGUGAUAACAUUCUUUUCUUUCCUCUGCUACACCAUGAUCGAGAAGAAGCCACUGUAUCCUUCUAUUGCAUUCACAGCCAUUUCGCUCUUCACAAUUCUCCGGGUUCCUCUAGAUCAGCUUGGCGACAUGAUUGCGCAUGUGCUAGAAUCCAAGGUGUCGGUGGACCGUGUUGAAGAAUUCUUAAAUGAGGAAGAGACUGAGAAAUACGAUCAACUCCGCCACGAUUGCAGAGAUGAAGAUGGUGAUAAAAUGAUCGGCUUCAAAGACGCUACUAUCUCCUGGGGUGGCAAAGAAUCAUCCGCAGACCAAAUUUCAGAUGCAUUCCGCCUCCCGAAUUUAAAUAUUAAGUUUGCCAUUGGCGAUUUGAAUAUCAUCGCUGGCCCCACGGGAUCCGGCAAGACAUCUCUCUUGAUGGCGCUCCUGGGCGAGAUGACAUGCAUCAAGGGGAAAGUUUUCCUCCCAGGCGGUGGGUACAGUCGUGAAGAUGUCCGACCGGACCCGGAGACUGGCCUCACCGAGACUGUUGCCUAUUGCGCUCAGCAAGCCUGGCUUGUAAAUGCAAAUAUCAAAGAUAAUAUCCUGUUUGCCGCACCACUUGAUGAGGCGAGGUACCGUCAAGUUAUUGUGGCAUGUGCCUUACAGCACGAUCUAGAGGUCCUGGAUGCCGGCGAUGAAACACUUGUCGGUGAGAAGGGUGUGACUCUUUCCGGUGGUCAGAAGCAGCGUAUAUCGCUUGCAAGAGCACUAUACUCAAACUCGAUGCAUGUGCUUCUAGAUGACUGCCUCAGUGCCGUGGAUUCACAUACAGCAAAGUGGAUCUUUGAGAAGUGCAUCCGAGGACCUCUCAUGCAAGGUCGAACCUGCAUAUUGGUGACGCAUAACCUAGCUCUAUGUGUGCCCCAGUCCCGAUACGUUGUAUAUAUAGAAGAUGGGAAGAUUGCAAUCCAAGGCUCGGCUGAGGAGGUUAUUGCUUCUGGCAAGCUCGGCGAAGAUUUCAUCAAGUCGCGGCCUGGCUCCGCCAUUGCCUCGCAAAUACCAUCACGAGUGCCAUCCAGUGUUGGAGAUGAAAGCGGUGGAACUCUUGUCGAUGAUAUGGGCACUGCACCUGGUGCGAAAAGCAAGAAGGCACAAAAAGCUAAGUCUGCCCAACAAGAUGUCACGAAGGAUGCCAUGUCAGAGACAAAGGCUGAAGGCGGUGUUAAGCUACCUGUUAUUGCGCUCUAUUUGAAGGCCAUGGGACCUUGGUGGUUUUGGGUUCUUGCACUUGCAGUUUUUGGGAUCCAUAAUUUCGGCAUCCUGGCCGGUAAUGUCUGGAUCAGGGAAUGGGCAAACCAAUACAGCACAGAAUCAGUCAGCACGUAUCAUACCGUAUCCACCCAAGGCUACCUUGGUAACUCGAUCUCAACUGUCCAAGUGGCUAGCUCUCGGAUCGUUCAAUUACAGCCUUUCUUUAACCCGACUAAGACUUCGCUCCUUGCAAAGUUUGCUCCAGACGUUGAUGUUGCCUACUACCUCACGAUAUACGCUAUCAUCGGUAUUCUCUCCAUGUUUAUAGCGCUUUUCAGAGAUUUAUGGCUAUUCUUCGGUUCCUUAACGGCUAGCUGGCAUAUCCAUACGCGCUUGAUGGAAUCUGUGACGCGAGCAAAGUUCAAGUUCUUCGAUGCAACACCACUCGGUCAAAUUAUGAACCGUUUCAGCAAAGACCUAGAAGCUGUUGAUCAAGAAGUGGCACCUAUAGCUAUUGGUGUCAUGUCCUGUGCUCUCUCCAUCGUUGUGACGGUUGCACUUAUUACUGUCAUCACACCUGGCUUUCUGGUCGCCGCUAUACUCAUUAGUUUCGUAUACUUCUUCGUUGGGCGAUUCUACCUCAGAUCAUCCAGAGAUCUCAAGCGGAUCGAGUCGGUUCAAAGAAGUCCGCUAUUCCAACAAUUCGGAGAGACCCUCAGCGGGAUAACCACAAUUCGAGCUUAUGGAGAGGAAAAACGAUUCAUUCGCGAUAAUAUGCACAGGAUCAAUAAUUAUAGCCGACCCUAUAUUUAUUUGUGGGCAGCGAAUCGAUGGCUCGCGUUCAGAAUCGACGUUAUCGGCGACCUCGUGGCUUUCUUUGCUGGCGCCUUUGUUGUCUUCAAUAUUGGAAAGAUCGAUGCUGGUUCAGCUGGUUUGUCUUUAAGUUAUGCUCUCAGUUUCACGGAAAAUGUGCUCUGGCUCGUCCGUCUCUAUUCCAUGAAUGAGCAGAAUAUGAAUUCGGUGGAACGUAUUAAAGAAUACCUUGAGGUAGAGCAGGAGGCAGCCCCUAUUAUUGAGAAGACGAGACCUGCUGCAAACUGGCCAAGCGAAGGCUCAGUGGAGUUCGUCAAUUAUACUACGAGAUAUAGGGCGGAUCUCGAUCCUGUAUUACGAGAUGUCAGCUUCAAGAUAAAUCCCUUGGAGAAGGUUGGAAUUGUAGGAAGGACGGGUGCUGGCAAGAGUUCGCUUGCUCUCGCACUCUUCCGAGGGCUUGAAGCAGAAGAGGGCAAAAUCUUCAUUGAUGGUGUUGACAUUGGCCUAAUUGGGCUUCAAGACCUCCGGGGAUCUAUUACGAUUGUCCCACAAGACCCAACACUUUUCACGGGUACUAUUCGAACCAACCUCGACCCCUUCGAUCUCUUCACCGACGAGGACAUCUUCACCGCCUUACGAAGAGUCCAAUUAAUUGGCGUCCCUACCUCUGCGGGCGCCUCAACAGUAGAUCUUCUGGAAUCCCCAGACACACCGACAAGCACAUCCACACCCGGCACAAAUAAAAACGUCUUCCUCAACCUCUCCUCGCCCGUUGCCGAAUCCGGCAACAACCUCUCCCAGGGUCAGCGCCAACUCCUCUGUCUCGCGCGCGCCCUCCUCAAAAAUCCCAAGGUCCUCAUGAUGGAUGAGGCAACCGCCUCAAUUGAUUACAACACCGACUCCAAGAUCCAGGAAACCAUCCGCGAGCUCAAGAGCACCAUCAUCACUAUUGCUCACCGCUUGCAAACCAUCGUCGACUACGACAAAGUCCUCGUGCUAGAUAAGGGCCAAGUCGUCGAAUACGGACACCCACACGAGCUGUUGAAGAAAGAAGGCCCUGAAGCUACCUUUAAGGGCAUGUGUGAAAUGAGUGGGGAUCUCGAAGCAUUGCAGAAGGCUGCGAAGAAGGCAUGGGAUGCGAAGAAAUUGAUAGAUGAUGAGUAA
Molecule: messenger RNA, 5070 nt
Organism: Venustampulla echinocandica
Lineage: Eukaryota; Fungi; Ascomycota; Leotiomycetes; Helotiales; Pleuroascaceae
Product: ABC transporter transmembrane region
Exons: 3
Coding region: 1-5070 (1689 amino acids)
Biological process (GO): transmembrane transport
Cellular component (GO): fungal-type vacuole membrane; fungal-type vacuole
Molecular function (GO): ATP binding; ABC-type peptide transporter activity; ATP hydrolysis activity
Source: RefSeq, a predicted model, not a curated record